AUUUGGAUCGUUUAUUUAGAUUAAUCUAUACUCGGAGGCCCGAGUAUAAUUAACUAAUUUAAACUAAGCUACGCUUCCUCACAUACACGCGCACACGUGUAAGCUAAAGUAGUGAGCCAAAGUAGGCCCAUUACAUGGACAAGCGAGACGCAGCUUCCUGGUUAGUUUACCAGCGAGAACGCCACCGAAUCAACCAGACGCGCUACAGGGAGAGGCAAAACGAGUUCUUGGCGAGGCUGGUGGAAGACAAUCGCAAGGUUCGAGAAGAGAUCGCAGGACUGGAGCAGAGCCGCGUCAGCAUCACCCCGCUCCAAGUUACGCCCAGGGAAGCUAACGUCUGGGGUGUGGCGGUGGAGUACUUCCGACUGUUCCGGUAUGGUGUCCCAGACUCACCGUUGACUACGAGUUCCUGUGUCCAGCUAGACUUCAUGCGCGCAACCAUGGCUCAGAAUGUGGAGGUCAAUGGAGGGCGCGGCGCUGAGACGAUGCUCAAGAGCUGGAAAGGCCGCGCGCGCUGGUUCGAUGACGUGGAUGUGGAGCUCCUGGCGUUGCUCAAGGGUCCAGGAGACUCGGUGGUAGCGUCCACCAAGGCGAGCAUCACUAUCACCGACCAAACGCUGCGCUACGUGUUUCCGCAUCUACGUAGCGACGAAGACGGAGCCGCUGGAGCCAAGAAGGCGUUGAUUGCGGACAGGAUACUUGGCCAACAGAUUGUUUUGUACGGGUCAACGAUUUUUGGUUGGGACGGCGACUGCAACCGCGUGACGAGCGCGCUGGCCCAGUCCGACAUGCUGACACCGAUGCUGGCGCUCUUAGGGAGUCUGGACGACGUCGCUCUCCUGUUCGACAAGUCCCUCAUGUUGCCUGACUCAAAGUGGAAGGCGAUACCAAAGAACUGA
Messenger RNA from Phytophthora sojae, 899 nucleotides. RefSeq lists its product as hypothetical. The transcript has a single exon. Lineage: Eukaryota; Oomycota; Peronosporomycetes; Peronosporales; Peronosporaceae. Bases 135 to 899 code for a protein of 254 amino acids. The record is from RefSeq and is a predicted model, not a curated record.